This is a messenger RNA of Aspergillus aculeatus ATCC 16872, 576 nucleotides long. RefSeq names its product GNAT family N-acetyltransferase. Bases 1 to 576 code for a protein of 191 amino acids. The record is from RefSeq and is a predicted model, not a curated record. The transcript has a single exon. Gene Ontology annotation, molecular function: N-acetyltransferase activity. NCBI's taxonomy places the organism in Eukaryota, Fungi, Ascomycota, Eurotiomycetes, Eurotiales, Aspergillaceae.
AUGGUCCACUUCCACUUCCGCCUCGCAACCGCGGCCGACGCCCCGCGCCUGCGCGACCUGAUUGAAUCCGCCUUCCGCGCCGCCGACACCCGCGCCGACUGGACCGGCGACCUGGCCCUGGGGGCGCGCUUCCACGUCCAGCUGGACGACAUCCUCGCUCGCAUCGCCAACCCGGACGGUGCCUUCCUCGUCGCCACCACCACCACCACUGAACCCCAAGACGGAGACCAAAAAGACGAGGGGGAGGAGGUAGUCGCCUGCGUCAACAUCUUCAAGAAACAGCUCCCCGAUCGGGACGCCGUCGCCCGCCUGGCGCUUUUGGCCGUCGAUCAACGCCAUCAGCAGAGCGGGCUCGGGCGGCGCGUCGUGGUCCAGGCGGAGAAACUAUGCCGGGAGAUGUGGGGGGUGAAGAGGACCGCGUUGAAUGCGCUGGAUACGCGCGUUGCGUUGAUCCGGUGGUAUGAGCGCUGUGGGUAUGUAAGGACUGGGGAGGUGACGGUUUUUCCGCUUCCGCCGGAUGAGUUGAGGUUUGUGGAGUUUGAAAAGGAGUUGGGGGUGGAAGUGGUUGUUCAAUGA